Messenger RNA from Lytechinus variegatus (green sea urchin), 2316 nucleotides. RefSeq lists its product as uncharacterized. NCBI's taxonomy places the organism in Eukaryota, Metazoa, Echinodermata, Echinoidea, Temnopleuroida, Toxopneustidae. Bases 510 to 2174 code for a protein of 554 amino acids. The record is from RefSeq and is a predicted model, not a curated record. The transcript is spliced from 11 exons.
CAUUCAAUGGAUUAGGAACCAGACUAAAGUAAUAGACAUAAUCAAAGCAAUUAAAUCAAUGAAAUGGAGAUGGGCUGGCCACCUUGCAAGAUCACAUGAUAAUAGGUGGACCAAACGCAUCACAGAAUGGAGACCAUGGCUAGGAUCACGAAAUCGGGGUAGACAAAAAUUGAGAUGGAGUGAUGAGCUCACAAAAUUCAUUGGUAUAAAUUGGAUUGCGUGCAGCACAAGACAAGCACCUUUGGCACCAACUUGAGGAGGCCUUCGCCCUGCAGUGGGCUGAACACGAUGAUGAUGAUGAUGGCUAAAACAUGGCUAAAACAAAAGCAAGAACGCCCGCUUGUGGUGAAUGACGAAUAAUUUUUUUUCACUGGACGGAGCUGACGACUUUCCACAAGUCUCUGUUUACCAUGGCAACACUUGAAUGUGUGACUAAUAAAGAACUGUGUUUCAUUUGAAAUGUUAGUGAUCUUCUUCAGAUAAUUUUAAAGAUUGAUGACGAACCAUCAAUGUCUAGGUUAUCGUCCCGUAAUGAGGAUACUUGGACACAACUUCAAGAAAGAUUGCGAAAGAGACGGGAGAUAAAGGAGACACCUCACGGAGGUGGGUUAGAUCAUGGAUUAUCAACAAACAGACACAGGUCUGUUCCCCCAAAUCCACUACCAAGACUUGCCAGCCCUUCUCAAUCAGAGAGUCUCACAUCCCCAGAGCUCAGGGGAAGACACUACUCUAAGGUUCCACCAGUUCAAAGUCUUCCAACUCACAGACCCCAAUCAGAUGAUACACUCAGUUUAAAAAGUCACAACUCAGACACAUCUCCAGAGCCACCCCUUGCCCCUCAGGAUCAUAGAGCUCCUCCUCCCUACAUCUCAAAUGGAACAUCCCACUCUGCACCAGAACCAGCAUACAGAGAGGUGCCAGCCUGGGACCAGUACACUGGCAGGCGGGCGGGGACAGAGAGAAGAGAAGUGAGGGAUGGUGGAAGACGGAAAGGGAAGAAGAAGUAUUAUGUGAGGCAAGGAAUGAGAGGAUUUGAGGAUGAGGCAGAGGAUCUUAUCUAUGCAAAUCAGUUGGAGAUGGUGGAGGAAAGAAGAAGAGACAGGUAUCCAGAUCAUGGGAGUAGGGAUGAAGGACCAACGCUGGUAGAAUAUGAUGAUAUUCUAGGACCAAUAGAACUACCAAGGGUAGACACUCAGAGACGGGAAUCCAGUGCUGUUAUUCGGAUGCAGGACGAACUAUUUGCGCAAACAUUCCUUGAGUAUUUCCUGACUAGUUGCUUACAAGAUGACAUGGUCUUAGAAGUUGCUGUGGAUGUCAUGGCUAGUGUCAGGGAUGAAAGGGAUCUUGAGCGGCAGUUAUCUUGGCCUGUUCUUGACAUAGGAAGAGAGAUUUUAGAUGAGAUUAUCCAUGAGAAUCUCAGAGAUAUAGCCUUCAUUGAACUCAGGACAUCCAUCAAGGGAUUCUGGAACAUGGUCUUAGAGACACCCUCCCUGUACAAACCUAUUGCUAGAGAUCUCCUUCGUGAGUUGAUUGAUGAAGAAGUAUCAUCCAUCGUACCAGAAGCAAUCUCAGAACUUGUCACUGAAUACUUUGUCCAGAAAGAUGUCGUAGUGGACUUCAAUUUCAUCUGUGAUGAGGUCAUCGUAGGACUUUUGCCUGAUAUAAUUCUUGAGGCUGUGUAUGAUGAGAGCAUUGUGUCACUAGUAGAAGGAAUCAUCCAAGAUGAGAUAGUCUCCCUCGCCAGCAGUUUUGUGGAGGAUUCCUUUGCAACCGGGAGGCCUAAAAUUCCUAUCAGCCCAGAGCAGAGACUACAGGAUCAGAAUGAGAUCAAAGCUUUGGCUGACACCUUCUUGCUUGAUGUGGCCAUCUUUGAGAAUAUUUUGACAUCUCAUCUUCUCCCUAACCAACAAGUAUGGAGCAAUGAAGAGUAUUUAGAUCUCUACUUGGAUUCUCUUCUAUUGGAUCAAGUACUUGGUCAGGAGUUGGAUGUCGUAAAGAGAAGAGACUAUACAGAAUAUUGUUUACCACUUAAGAGAUACCAUGAAAAGAUCACAACAAAUGUUGCAAUAGAUGUCAUCUUGGAAGAACUGACUGGACACCUUGAUGAGGACAUGGCUGAAAUGGAUGAAUAUGAAGUAGGGAUGGAUAGAACGUUGAAACUUGAUCUCCUCUGAAUCAUGCUAAUAUAUUAAUAUAGCCUAUUUAGAUGUGAAGUUUAGUGUUCUUAUAUAAGAUACUUCAUGAUAUGGAAGAGGUUCAUCGUGAAGGAUUGAGUAGAAGAAAUAACCAGUUGACUCACGAUGUAUCAAACGUAGA